Molecule: messenger RNA, 384 nt
Organism: Venustampulla echinocandica
Lineage: Eukaryota; Fungi; Ascomycota; Leotiomycetes; Helotiales; Pleuroascaceae
Product: putative Fatty acid-binding protein
Exons: 3
Coding region: 1-384 (127 amino acids)
Cellular component (GO): cytosol
Source: RefSeq, a predicted model, not a curated record
AUGUCUCUCAAGAACGACGCCUUCCCCUCCUCGGAAGCUUUCGAGGCUAUUAGCAGUGCUCUUUCUUCCUCCGAUGCCGAGCGCAAGAAUGCCAUGAAGCAAGGCAAUGCUGUAUUCGCGUUUACUUUGAAGAACAAGGCCGGCGAGACUGAAAGCUGGCAUAUCGACCUCAAGGAGAAGGGAGAGGUAGGAAAGGGUCUUGGUAGCAAGCCAACAGUUACUCUUUCACUAUCGGACGAAGACUUUGGAAAGUUGGUCGCUGGAAAGGCGAACGCACAACGGCUGUUCAUGUCAGGAAAGCUAAAGGUCAAAGGGGAUGUUAUGAAGGCCACGAAGCUAGAGCCUGUCCUCAAGAGGGCGCAGACUGUGAAGGCCAAGCUGUAA